Molecule: messenger RNA, 1648 nt
Organism: Sphaerodactylus townsendi
Lineage: Eukaryota; Metazoa; Chordata; Lepidosauria; Squamata; Sphaerodactylidae
Product: 1-phosphatidylinositol 4,5-bisphosphate phosphodiesterase gamma-1-like
Exons: 9
Coding region: 13-1095 (360 amino acids)
Biological process (GO): lipid metabolic process; phosphatidylinositol-mediated signaling; positive regulation of epithelial cell migration
Molecular function (GO): phosphatidylinositol-4,5-bisphosphate phospholipase C activity
Source: RefSeq, a predicted model, not a curated record
UAUCUCCCAGUGAUGACACCCGCUUCUUCCCCGUCGUUGGACGUCGCCGCCGACACCCAGGAGGAGGUUAACGACUGGGUGGCCAAGAUCCGGGAAGCCACGCAGAAUGCCGACGCCAGGAUGCAAGAGGGGAAGAUCAUGGAGCGGAGGAAGAAGAUUGCUCUGGAGCUGUCCGAGCUGGUCGUUUACUGCCGCCCCGUUCCCUUCGACGAGGAGAAAAUCGGCACCGAGAAAGCGUGCUACCGGGACAUGUCUUCCUUCCCCGAGACCAAGGCCGAGAAGUAUGCCAGUCGAAGCAAGGGCAAGAAAUUCCUGCAGUACAACCGCCGGCAGCUGAGCCGCGUCUACCCGAAGGGGCAGCGCCUCGACUCCUCCAACUACGACCCCCUGCCGAUGUGGCUCUGCGGCAGCCAGCUGGUGGCCCUCAACUUCCAGACACCUGACAAGCCGAUGCAGCUGAACCAGGCGCUGUUCACGCUGGGGGGCCGCAGCGGGUACGUCCUGCAGCCGGACAUCAUGCGCGACGACCUCUUCGACCCCUUCGACAAAAGCAGCUUGAAGCUGGUCGAGCCAAUCACUAUCCAGCUGCAGAUCCUAGGGGCCCGGCACCUCCCCAAGAACGGCCGCAGCAUCGUCUGUCCCUUUGUGGAAGUGGAAGUCUGCGGCUCGGAGUUCGACAACAGCAAAAACAAGACAGAGGUUGUGGCUGACAACGGCCUCAAUCCCACCUGGCUCCUGAAGCAGUUUGUCUUCGAUAUCAACAACCCGGAGUUUGCCUUCCUACGGUUUGUGGUCUACGAGGAGGACAUGUUCAGCGAUCCCAACUUCCUGGCUCAGGCGACCUUCCCCGUCAAAGGCCUCAAAACAGGUUACAGGUCAGUGCCUUUGAAGAACAGCUACAGCGAGGACCUCGAACUCGCCGCUCUGCUAAUCCACAUCGAAAUAGUCAAUGCGAAGGAAGAGGACGAAGAGAACCUCUACUCCUCCAUCCAGCAGUUGAGAGACCGGACCAGCGAGCUGUCCAACCAGGUCUCCAGCUUUGAGCACCCCAAGCCCAACAACUUCUGCAGAGCCUUCUGCCCAGUGCCAGCUUAGCCCGGCUGGGCGGCAGACUGCUGGUGCAGCUCAGGAGCGGCUCAUGGAGUUGACCGAAGUGCGAAACAGGAAGUUGAUGGAGAAAAAGAGGCGUGAUCGGCAGCUGGCCAACAAGCGCAACUGAGCCAGGCCUGAUAUUCACCAUCCUGGCUAUGGGGAGGCCGGGAGCAGUGCCCCCCGCCCCCAAACCCCAAGAAAGGCCCUGAGAUCAGCCACGGACGGGACCAUUUUCUACUAACCCCCGACCCAACAAGCUGUCUGCCUGGCAGGUGGAGCAGCGGACACGGCGGGUGCUAUAACUGGUGCUGGCAUGCUCACCGGGAUCUUUGGGAAGCGGGACGCUGGAACCUCCCCGGCUCUUUUCCCACUGCAGCAAGCAGGCUUAGUAACUGGAUGCGGAAGCCUGCUACGACCACCAGGCAGUUCCUACCGGCCACACAACGGACGUGCCACGGGAAUUGUUUCUUCCUGGAAUGUUUUGGCGGACCUUUGUUUUAAUCUGCACAUGGAGAAAGGAUUCCAGACCUCCUUUUUUUUAAAAAAAGUAACCCUC